Messenger RNA from Brassica napus (rape), 684 nucleotides. RefSeq lists its product as uncharacterized. The transcript has a single exon. Bases 69 to 641 code for a protein of 190 amino acids. NCBI's taxonomy places the organism in Eukaryota, Viridiplantae, Streptophyta, Magnoliopsida, Brassicales, Brassicaceae. The record is from RefSeq and is a predicted model, not a curated record.
UUGUUAUCGGUUUAAGUUAUUGUUGUUUUUAACUAUGUUCGUUCAUCAUUUGUCUCAGGUUAACCAAAAUGGGACAAGAUUAUAGCUACUCCCAGCCUUCUUCAUCAUCAAACUCUCUAGACAUGAGCUCCCUUCUUGAAGCAGAAGCUAAGCUGUACGCGGAUGAAGCUGAGAGUCUCUACUGCAAUGCAGAGCCGGAUCAGUUCCCACCUCAACGAGAGGCUGAUGAUGGAAUCCCGACGGCAUGCUACUGUGGUGCUCAGCCUGUUGUCGAAUGCUCUUACACACCUAAAGAUCCAUACAGAAGAUACUUCACGUGUGCCAAUGUCGAUGAUGGGGACUGCCACAUAUGGAAAUGGUGGGAUGUGGCUUUAAUGGAGGAGAUGAGUGAGUUUCAGAGACAUCUCAGGCAGCUCAAAGAUCAAGCUUUUGAGUGUGACCAGAAGCUGCUUAAGCUACAGAAGACCUUGUGUGAGCUAAAGAAGAAAUCAGAGACUACAAAUGCCUUUGCAUUGGCACUUUGUGUAAUGGUGUCCGCAUUAGUUUUCAUAGGUUUGGCUGCUAUGUUCCUGAGUGGUAAGUAUCUGUCUUGUGCUUUUGGUUGUUGUUCAUUCUACUUAGUAAAACUUUUGACUGUUUGAUCAAAUGUUUUUGCAGGAAGAGCUUCAAAGAAGUAAACCAGAC